Molecule: messenger RNA, 1296 nt
Organism: Cladophialophora immunda
Lineage: Eukaryota; Fungi; Ascomycota; Eurotiomycetes; Chaetothyriales; Herpotrichiellaceae
Exons: 1
Coding region: 1-1296 (431 amino acids)
Molecular function (GO): sarcosine oxidase activity; saccharopine oxidase activity; flavin adenine dinucleotide binding
Source: RefSeq, a predicted model, not a curated record
AUGGGCUCCAUUGACCCUCCGAGCUGCGAUGUCCUGAUCGUUGGAACAGGCAUCUUCGGGACCAGCACAGCAUACCAUCUCUCCCUCAACCAUGCAGACCCAUCACGUAUCACCGUUCUGGACCGCGCACCUGUGCCCUCACCACAGGCUGCGUCGUCCGAUAUCAACAAGAUCGUCCGCGCGGAUUACAGCAAGGCAUUCUACAUGGACUUGGCCUACGAGGCCAUGGAGGAUUGGACCGACAAUCCCCUGCUGAAGCCAUACUUCCAUCAGACGGGGUGGGUGAUGUUGGACGAGAAGGGCAGCGAUCUGGCCGACCGAAUUCGGAAGAACUUCCGAGAAAGUGGCCGCCCCGAUACGUCUGCCGAUAUCUCCCUGGAGGAGGUCAAGUCGAAUUGGGGCGGCGUUCUCUCUGGAAUAGACACCACUGGAUUCAGCAAGGCCUACACGAACACCAGCGCCGGCUGGGCAGAUGCUUCUUCCGCCGUCGCGGCUGUGAUGAACGAAGCUGUCAAAGCUGGUGUAAAGCACGAGGUAGGAGAAGUGAGUGAGCUGCUCAGUGAUGGUGACAAGCUGACCGGUGUCCGCACCGUUGAUGGGCGGACGUUCACUGGUGAAAAGAUUGUUCUAGCUACCGGGGCAUGGACGCCAUGGUUGAUGGCACCACUGGAGAAGAAGAUGACCAUUUCUCAGGAGAACAGCAUCCAAAGACAAAUCCAAGCCGCGGGGGUGUGCGUGGCAGCAUUCAAGGUCUCAGCAGAAGAAGCUCGACAUUACUCACAGAUGCCGGUCUUGAUCUUUGGGGCAAAGGGAGAGGCAAUGCCGCCAGGUGAGCAGCGGUUGUUUAAAUUCACCAAUGCCAACACUUUCCUCAACACCCAACCUCAUCCAGAGACAGGCCAAAACAUUUCGGUCCCAGCACCUGAUCAACAUUCGGUCUCAGAAUCGCUCAAGCACGAAUCCAUAGAGAUCAUCCGCCAGCGCGUUCCGCAGAUUCUCGACGACGGCAGAUUGCCAGACGACUGGCGCCUCUGCUGGGACGCCAUAUCUCCCGAUCAAAACCAGCUGAUCGCGCAACACCCUGACCCGCGACUGUCGAAUCUCUACUUCGCCACAGCCGGGUCGUUCCACAGCUGGAAGUUCCUGCCGAACAUUGGGAAAUAUGUCGUCAACGUGCUGGACGGUAAGUCGAAUGGACCAGAGCGGGACGAGGCCUGGAGUUGGAAGAGAAAGUUCAGUGAGAGGGGAGCCCACGAGAAAGUGCUGCCGAAAGGGGAGCUGAAGAACUUCCAGUAA